CAACAAACACAACUUACCAACCUUUUCUCAGUUCCCUUUAUCAUCAUCCAUGGCUGCUGUUUCUUCAACCUCCGCCGCCCUAAGAAACAUAUCUUCUGCGGUGAAGUUCUCACCCUCAGUCACAUCUUCCCUCACCGGAAAAUUCCUCUCCUUUAAACCCUCAUACCCAUUUCUCCUCUCCCAAAAACUUCGUCUUCAACCUCCCACCGCCGCCGCCGCCGCCUCCAGAUCCUUCUCUGUAAAGAAUCUCUCCGAUCCAUCCGAUUCUCCAAGACCCACUAAACUUCAAGAACUGUAUGUUUAUGAAAUCAACGAAAGAGACCGUGGAAGCCCUGCUUAUCUCCGAUUAAGCCAAAAAACUGUUAAUUCUCUUGGAGAUCUUGUCCCUUUCACCAACAAAAUCUAUAGUGGGGAUUUACAAAAGAGAUUGGGAAUAACAGCAGGACUCUGCAUCCUGAUCCGACACGAACCAGAGAAAAAAGGUGACCGUUAUGAAGCCACCUACAGUUUCUACUUCGGUGAUUACGGUCACAUAGCCGUUCAGGGUCCUUACUUAACAUAUGAAGACAGUUAUCUAGCGGUGACCGGUGGAUCUGGUAUCUUUGAGGGUGUUUAUGGUCAAGUGAAGCUUCAGCAAAUCAUUUUCCCUUUUAAGCUUUUCUAUACUUUUUAUCUUAAGGGUAUACCUGAUUUGCCCGCUGAACUACUUGGAUCGCCGGUGGAACCAUCGCCGGCGGUGGAACCGUCGCCGGCCGCUAAAGCUUGUGAGGCUGGAGCUACCAUUAUAAAUUUCACAAAUUGAGGAUGGUUUGAUUUAAUUAUCUUGUAAUUGGAAUAUUAGCUAAGAAUGGAAUGGAAAAGAGAGUGGACCGACCACCUUUAAUUAUUUUUAAUUGUACUAUGUUAUUCCUUUUUUUUAUGGGGUCUACCUAAUUAAGCAUUUGGGUAUUUUAAAAAUUAUAACUAUGUAUUCAAAGGACUCAAAUUCUUUUUAUUAAGAUGUAGAGUUUGUUGUU
Impatiens glandulifera is the source of this 1016-nucleotide messenger RNA. Its product is annotated as allene oxide cyclase, chloroplastic-like. Gene Ontology annotation, biological process: jasmonic acid biosynthetic process. Lineage: Eukaryota; Viridiplantae; Streptophyta; Magnoliopsida; Ericales; Balsaminaceae. The record is from RefSeq and is a predicted model, not a curated record. Gene Ontology annotation, molecular function: allene-oxide cyclase activity. The coding region runs from base 50 to 802 and encodes 250 amino acids. The transcript is spliced from 3 exons.